AUUGGCUCCCUCGCUUUCACGUUAUUUAAACUUAUAAUUCUCCUCUCUUCUUUUAUUUUCUUCACUCUGGACGACAAAUAUCUCUCUGAACAGUCUGAGUCAAUUUGUAGUAUAUCAAACAUUUUAGAUAAUUAACUUGCAGAAAAAUGGCAAAACCAGAGCUACCACGGGGCUACUUAGGAGCUCAACCAAAGUUUGGUGAUGUUGGACUAAGCACACUUAGUCAUGAUAAUCCUGAGAUUACUUUGGAUACUAACGAGGUUGAGAUCAAAUUUCGAACAAGAUUCCCUGUAAAGGUGACAGCAAACCUAGUAAACUGUAUCACCCAACAAGAAUCGUCGGACACUAUUUUUACACAGACACAGGGAGAUGUCGUCAGUUUCAUCGUUAAGAUGUCGUCCGUGGGAUAUCAUAAAUUUCAGAUUUUCGCACUUAAGGCUUCAGAUGAUAGUAAAACUCUUCCAGGAGUAUACAAUUAUCUUCUAAACUGCACAAGACUGUCUCAUCGGGUCUUACAGUUCCCUAAACAAUAUGCUCAAUGGAAGCAGGGCUGUUACUUGACCGAACCACUGACCAUUGACCCUGAUGGAUCAUUGAAUGACAUCAGAUUCCGGGUCUUGGUCCCAGGUGCAAAUGCGGUAGCCGUAACUGUUGGCGAUAGCUGGACACAAUUAAAAGAUAUUGGGCAGAACAACUGGGAGGGAAGUGCAUCAGCAGCGAGGGGAGAUAGACUAACAUUGAACGUUAAUUACGCUGGUAAAGAUAAUACGAAAUACGCUACUCUGCUGGAAUAUUCUUUGUAGGAACUUUUAUUUAAUUUUCACUUAUUAUCAACUAUAGGGCUUUGAAAUGUUUUAUAGCAGCAAUAACUUUUUAAAUUAACAUUUAACUUGUUUUAUGAAGAGACAAUCUGUCUGUGCAAAUAAAGGUUGGGUUAUACCAAUACAAUAUUAUUAGUGAUA
This is a messenger RNA of Mytilus trossulus (common blue mussel), 962 nucleotides long. Its product is annotated as kyphoscoliosis peptidase-like. The record is from RefSeq and is a predicted model, not a curated record. The transcript is spliced from 2 exons. The coding region runs from base 147 to 803 and encodes 218 amino acids. NCBI's taxonomy places the organism in Eukaryota, Metazoa, Mollusca, Bivalvia, Mytilida, Mytilidae.